AAAGCAGGAAGCGCAGCAUUUGUGGUGCGGACAAUCGGAAAUUCACCAACUGGAAUGUUUUGAAAUAUCUUACUUGACGUCAUAGACCUCAGUUUGUCAAGAAGUCUCUUUAUUUUAGUAAUUCCCCCGCGAGGAACAAUAUCUUGCAGGGUUGUCGAGGUGAGCUGCAGCUUAUGUGGAGAUGGAGGAACGAGCUCGCAGUUGUCUGCUGCACUUUAGAGCCACUCUGGAGCAAGACAUCAAAGCCUCCUUCCUGAUGGACCACAUGAUCAGCGAUGGAGUCUUGACCAAUGACGAGGAAGAGAGAGUGCUAAGCAAGGCCACUAAAAGGGAGCAAGCUGCUGCCCUACUGGAGUUGCUGUUGAGGAAAGACAACAGGGCUUACAUCUCCUUCUACAAUGCUCUGAUCAGAGAGAGUUAUGGAGAUCUAGCCAGCCUCCUUCAAAAUGACCUGCCUCUGCUCAGCCCUGAAGGAGAGCGAAGCUUUGCAGAUGGAGUGUCUCCCUCUGUCCAGUUGAUACUGAGUGAAGGUGGUGUUCCUCAGAGACCCGUUGUGUUUGUGAGCCGACCCGCUCUUCUCAACAUGAUCCGGGAGAAGCUCUACCAUCUGCAGGACACAACAGGCUGGGUCACUGUGUUUGGCAUGGCGGGCUCAGGGAAGUCUGUGAUGGCUGCAGAAGCUGUUCGAGACCAUGCUCUCAUUAAGGAGUGUUUUCCGGAUGGUGUUCACUGGCUCUCUGUUGGGCAGUGUGAGCGGGCAGACCUGCUGGUGAGGAUGCAGUCUCUGUGUUUCCGCUUGGAACAGGGUCAAAGUUCGGACGCCAGCCAGCGGCCACCCUGCUCUGUGGAAGAGGCCAAAGAACGCCUACGUUUUCUAAUGCUCCGCAGGUUUCCCAGGUCCCUGCUGAUUUUGGAUGAUAUUUGGGACAGCUCUACUCUCAGGUCAUUUGAUAUCCAGUGCCGAGUCCUCUUGACCACACGGAAUAGAGGUCUGACUGAAUCAGUUAGUGGUCAAAGGUUUGAAGUGCCAGUUGAUAAUGGUCUAGAUGAGGAGAAAGCCCUGGAAGUUCUUGCUUUGUAUGUGAAUGAGAAACCACAGAAACUUCCAGAACAGGCCCGCAGUAUUGUCAGCGAAUGCAAAGGCUCUCCUCUGGUGGUGUCUCUGAUCGGAGCUCUGUUGAGGGAGUUUCCAGACCGCUGGGGCUACUAUCUGCGGCAGCUGAAGAUGAAGCAGUUCAAGCGGAUCCGUAAGUCUUCAUCCUAUGACUAUGAUGCUCUGGAUCAGGCCAUGGACGCCAGCCUGCAGGUCCUGGAAGUUGAACACCGAGAUCUGUACAGAGACCUGAGCGUCAUGCAGAAAGACAUCAAAGUGCCUGCUAAGGUUCUGUCUGUGCUGUGGGGUCUUGAGUUGGAGGAGGUGGAGGACGUCCUACAGGAGUUUGUGAAUAAAUCUCUGCUAUUUCGGGACUGUAACCAGCGGCCGUACCUCUAUUACCUUCACGACCUGCAACUGGACUUUCUCACUGAACAGAACCGCAAUGAGUUGACCGAACUGCAUAAAAAGAUGGUCCGUCAAUACCAGCAGUUCUAUAAAAAAGGCAAACCCAGCUCUGGAGAUAAAGAGUGUUUGUACUGGUAUCACUUUCUUCCAUAUCACAUGGCUAAAGCAGGCCUCUCUAAGGAGCUUUUUUCACUUAUGUUUUCCUUGGACUGGGUCAGAGACAAAGCUCAGAUUAUGGGAUCUGCUCAUCUCAUCAAUGACUUUGUGGAAUAUGGUGAAAUAUUAGACAAAGAGAAUAGUGAGGUGAGACUGCAAUUUCAGGAGUUCCUCUCUCUGAAUGGGCAUCAUCUGGAACAGAGGCCGUUUCCUGACGUGGUGCAGCUGGCUCUGUCUCAGCCCACCUGCUCUGAAGUUUACAGGCAGGCCUUGAUGCAGGCACAGGACAGAGCCACUAGGGGGCAGCUCUAUCUUGACUGGGUGAACAAUAACAGUAAGGAUAGUUUGUCUCGGCUGGUCAUUCAUCCUCACCAGGGGUCCCUAUAUUAUGCCUGUUUCUCCAGAGAUGGGAGCAAAAUCGCCUCCUGUGGGGCCAGCAAGACUCUGCGGGUUUUUAAGACAACCUCUGGAGAGAAGCUUCUUGAACUACAAGCUCAUGAUGAUGAUGUUCUCUGCUGUGCCUUCUCCCCUGACAACCGUUACAUAGCAACCUGCUCUAGUGAUAGGAAAGUUAAGUUGUGGAAUAUUGAGCAAGGUUCUCUGGUCAGAGAGUUUGCCGAGGAACAUGACGAACAGAUAAACCACUGCCAGUUCACCAACACGGGUCAACGUGUCCUGUUGGCCACCUGCUCUAAUGACAAAUUCAACAAUACCAAGCUAUGGAACCCAAACAAAACGACCUCUCAGAACACUAUGUUCGGACACAUGGAGCCUGUCAAUCACUGCUGCUUUUCUCCCAACGAUGCCUACCUCGCCACUUCAUCUAGUGACGGCACCUUAAAGCUGUUUGAGGUGUCUUCUGCCAAUGAGUGGAAAUCAAUCGAUGUCAAUAGUUUUUUCCCGGAAAGCGACGAUGAAAUAAAUGUCAUUGUGAAAUGCAGCACCUGGUCGUCUGACAGCUCGCGGGUCAUUUGUGCUGCCAGGAACGCUGUGUUUGUGUUUGAUGUAGCUACAUCAACAAUGCUUUUGGAGAUGAGAACCAGUCGCCUGAGUACAGUGCAGUACUGCCACGCGUGUCCCAACUCCAAUCUGCUGGCCGUCGCUCUCUCCCAUUACACUGUAGAGUUGUGGAAUUUUGAGACCAGUAAGAAGAAAGCCGAAUGCAACGGUCACCUGAGCUGGGUUCACUGUGUACAGUUCUCUCCUGAUGGUUCACUUCUCCUGUCUUCCUCUGAUGAUCAGACCAUUAGGAUGUGGGAGACGGACAGUGUUCACACUUCCUCUGCUGUGGCUCUGAAGAGGGACUCUGAUGUUCUGUUCUCCCAGAAUGAUGUUACAAUAGUGGCAGCUGACAGCAGAAACCGAUUACAGGUACGGACUGGAUCUGCAGGUGCUAUUUUGUUUGAGAGUGAGGAAUUUCCAUCUAGGAUCCGCUGUACGUGCAUCUGCAAACAUGCUCCUCUUGUGGCCCUAGGGGCUGAGAAUGGAAUCGCACAGGUGAUUGAGGUUCCAUCUGGAAACUCUCUAGCAGAGCUUUCGGGUCACACUAGAACAGUUCACCACUGUCAGUUCACUGAUGACGGUCAGACCCUCAUCACAUCCUCAGAGGAUACCACUAUUCGGGUAUGGAAAUGGAGGACAGGUGAGUAUUUGGUGCUGGAGGGUCAUAAGGAACCAGUCAGAAAAUUCCACCUGUUGAACUCCUCUUCCUCGCCUCAUCUGCUCUCAUGGUCGUUUGACGGCACUGUUAAGGUUUGGGAUCUAAGCAGUGGACAGAGGCUGCAGGACCUGGAGUGUCAUAAGGGAGCUGUUCUGUCAUGUGACGCAUCUUCUGAUGGACGGCUCUUUGCCACCUCCUCAGCCGAUAGGACUUCCAAGGUGUGGAGCACUGCCUCACGGGAAAUGCUGUUUUUGCUGAAGGGACACAAAGACUGCGUCCGUAGCUGCUGUUUUUCUUGGGACAACAAACGGCUUGCAACGGGCGAUGACAACGGAGAAAUAAGGCUGUGGAGUAUGUUGGAUGGUGCUCUCCUGAAGAUUUGUUCCCGGGACACUAAAGACUCCAUGGAUUCUUUCCACGGCGGCUGGGUGACCGAUCUGCAUUUCUCCCCGGAUAACAGAGUACUCGUUUCUACGGGAGGUUACAUCAAGUGGUGGAGCGUGGAGACGGGAGAGGCCCUGCAGACUUUCUACACAAUGGGAGCCAAUCUGAAGAAGAUCCACGUGUCACCUGAUUUCACCACGUUUAUAACCAUCGACAGCAUUGGAAUCCUUUACGUUUUACAGAAAGUGGAGGGAGGAGGGAUCUAGAUCUUUUUUGUUUUAACUGUGCUAUAUGCACAAUCCUGGGAACAUUUUUUAAAAUAGUUUUAAUGCAAGUUUAAUAUUCAUGCACAUGAUGAACAAAGUAUUCUGUCGCAUUCAUUCGUAACAUUUGGAUAUGAGCUUUUGAAAAUGACCUGCCUUAUCGGUGUCUUGUAAUGUUGCCUUGAAGAAUCUUUUCUUUUCUAGGACAAUCUCUAUCACAAUUGAAUGCAAGUACUGCAUGACCCACAUUAACAAAACCCGUUCUGGCAUAUUAAGAUCCUUUUAUUUUUCAAGAGAUUAUAAGAAGCACUUUGUUGGUUUUCCUCUGAGCCAUCCAUUCCAACUGAUGCCUUUUAUAGCUCUAAAAAUAUAUCUGAAAGAAGCACAUCUUUGGGGAUGUGCUUUAAUUUUUUUUAUACAAAGCUCAGGUUUGAUCAGGGAUGCUUCAUGCAUGGGCAUUAUAAAGGCUCGCCAAUUAUAUUUGGCCUUUUGAGAGACACUGUGCGCUAACCUUAUGUCAACAAAACUUUUUAUUGAAUUUAUCUAAACCGGUGCACUAAAAACAGUCUGGAGUGCCUAUUAUAGCACAGUAGGUGGGAAGGGAAGUUUCUUGGUGAGACUUGUGAAAAAACAAUAAUAGAGAAAUCACACAUCAGCACUUUCUAAAUACAUUUUAUCUUUAUGGUACUUAUUUGAUUAAUAAUGACAAAAUUAUCCUUUUUUCAUUCAUCACUCUCAUGUCAUUCCUGUCCUGUAUGACUUUCUUCUCUUAAAAACAAAAGGAGAUGUUGGGCAGAAUGUUAGUCUCAGUCACCAUUAAUUUCCAUGGUAUAAAAAAACAUAGUCGUGUCAACAUUCUUCCAAAUAUCUCUUUGUGUCCCGAGUCCCACAGUGUAUGUCACUUAUGAUUAGAAUGUCAUGAGGGUGAAUAAAUGAGGUAAAUUAAUUUACGGCUGAAUAAUCCCAUUAAUAAUGUGUGACCAAUCAGCCUUAGGGCUCAUUAAAGUUAUAUACCAAAUAGAAGUGCUCUAACAGGAUGUACAAUCCAGAGCUUUGUCUCAAUGGAGAGCAACAGUCCAAUGGAUUGCCAAAGGGUAAAUCUGCAUAUUUCUAUUUGACAUUUAAGUAAUAAUGUUCUAAUGUGAAUACAAAAUACGACGGCAAGCUCUUUUAAAAGCAUCCAGAGUCAUUUAUUGUUUUGAAGUGUUCCCUUCCAUGUACUUUUUUUCAUUGUCUAAAUGUAAUUUAUAAUAUCCUUUGUCAAUGUGAUUGUUAAUGUUGAUAAUGUGUAUUAUCAGCACAUUAUUUUCACUGGUUUCUUAUGGCAUUAAAUUAGAUGUACCUGGAAUUUUGGAUUCAAAGUAAACAUCUUGCAAAAUCUCUGUUUAUAAAUGUUAGUAAUGUUCAGUUGCAAAGCACAAAGCUAAAGGAACAAUUAUAAAUGUGAGAGAGAUGUGGAGAGAGAUUGAGAAAGGGGGCACAGGGCACUCUAAUGGCUGGCUUUGCUGACACAGCAGUGGUCAUGCUCCGUCUGUUUCUGACACUUCCUGUUGGCAGCUGGCUGAUCUGAGCAGACGGCACACUAUCACGACCAAAUGACAUUCUCAAACUGAGCUCUGCACAACUCUACACUGUAGCUUACAACAAAGAUUGAGCAAAGCAUACAAAAUCCCAGAGGUGUAUGCAUUUGUUACAUUUCUUAUUUUUCUGGGAGAACUCUCCUAAUCCUAUGAUGUUAUGGUCUUUCAUCUCUCUUUUUUUUUCUCAGUGUGGGCUGUGUGGGAGAAGGCAGUCGCAAAAAUAGACAAUAAAAGCAAUACCACAAAUACAGUUCAUUGCAUAAGGUACAGUUUCAUCAGUAUUUCCAUGACAUCAAGUAAAGUUUAAUAAUGAAGCAGUGUGAUAGACGCAAUAUUGCGUCAUAGGAAUUCAAGAGUUUGAGGAGGAAAGCUUACUUGGGAUAUGAUUAUUUAUUGCCCUAGGCAAUAAUUGAUGGCAAUGAAUUAAAUGUGUGAUUGAUUGAUUGGUUGACUGUUAGAAUUGUCUUGCUUAGAGCAAGAUUUGAACAUGCAAUCUUACGGUCAUAAGAACACACAGCAGCUGUGCUGCCCACUACAUAGAAGCCCUUCAUCAUUUUUCACACAAAAUUCCUUUCACAAAAUUUCUAUAGUUUUUACAGCAUGCUUGUCAAGAGUUAAUUAAAGAUGCAAGUUCAAAUCUUGAAGUGUGUCCAGAACACACUUAAAAGGUACUUUUUGUUCCAUAACCACUGCUGGCCAUUGCUCCAGCAGGCAGAGGGGGACCAACCAACAGUCCCCCACCCCCUUUCUCCAGGUGCACCCUUCACGUCAGUCACACCAUUCAUCACAGCACUUUAAUCCUGGAGAUCCAGCUGGGAUUUGAGGCAGCACUCAUACCAGUGAGCCACAGAUCUCUUGCCAUUGAUUGUGAAAGAACUUCUAUUUCACUAUUAAUUCAAGAAGCCUAAUAAAAGAGUAUAACAUCACAGGAUUAGGAAGGAGAGAACAUAAUGGAGGAUGCUGGGUUUGAACACUGUGUAGCAGUGUUCAUACCAGAUACUUCACUACUGAAUGUGAGCCUGAAGAUGCGCCACGUGCAAUCCAUACUACCUGGUUGCUUAGAUAUGUUCAGAGUGGUGUGGUUUGGUCUUGUGGAUAAGGCUAUGGCCUGAGAACCCAAAAUGGGGGAGUUUAAGCCUUGCAAGAGCUGAUGCGGUGAGUUAUUCCUUAAAAUUGUAGUUGAACUUGUUUCUAUAUUGCUUUUACAUGCAGACUUUAAGAAAACUUAUCUUGAUUUUAAGAUUGGGAACUUCAAUGCCAAAUUAUCAAUAGUAUCAGCAUUUCAUCUUCUUUCCUCUCCUUGGUAACAUACAUUUACAGAUAUGUCUUCACAAUAGAUCUCCAUGGCUGUGAUAAAUCAAAUAAUUAAGGUGCCAUCAAACAGUUUCAUAUAGAGUUGGAAUCUUACUGUGACAUCAUGUUUAUUGGUUUCCAGUAGCUCAUUCAUGACCUCUUUAUGAUAUUAAAAUCUGGAUUGAGGUAGGAGAAUCUGGUCACAGAUUAGUUUUGUGUAAUCCUGCUGAAGUUCCUGAAGCCCCUUUACAGCAUGCAGUGAUCAAUUGUGGUCUGGACUAAUCUUGACUUAUUGUGCUAAACAUACGGUAUUUCCCAUAGGCCUUUGACAGGGCUGAGCUUGAAUUAUAUACCUGCAGUGUGAACAAAAUUUUGAUGUAACGUGGGGGUUGCAUAUUUCUCUCGUCUUCUCUUCCUCCUCAAUUUGCCUUUCAUUACAUUCUCAGAUCGUAUUUUCUGGUGAAAUGUCGGUGGAGGCUGAGAGAAGACGCAUGCAACCUGAAGCUAUUUCUCAAACUGUUACAUAACCCAUUGCAGUAUCCUUCAGUCAAAACCACCUACUGUCAAAUUCUGCUUUGUUGAAUCAUGUUUUUAGCCUUUUGCGGAUGUAACGGAAAUUGUAACGGAAACUGAUGGUUUGAAUCAGUAUGUGAUGUUCUUUUCUAUUUCCAGCACGUAUUGAUUACUGAGGCAGUGAGAUCAUUAACUGUAUGUUUCUAUACUAUGCAUGUCCUAUAAACUGGUUGCAUGGAUUUGUAAGCACGUUAAGGAUGUACAGUAUUUGCGGAAGACUUUGUGAAUGGUUUAACAGAA
Xyrauchen texanus (razorback sucker) is the source of this 7650-nucleotide messenger RNA. Its product is annotated as apoptotic protease-activating factor 1. Gene Ontology annotation, molecular function: ADP binding; protein binding. Gene Ontology annotation, cellular component: apoptosome. The record is from RefSeq and is a predicted model, not a curated record. NCBI's taxonomy places the organism in Eukaryota, Metazoa, Chordata, Actinopteri, Cypriniformes, Catostomidae. Gene Ontology annotation, biological process: regulation of apoptotic process; apoptotic signaling pathway. The coding region runs from base 182 to 3967 and encodes 1261 amino acids. The transcript has 27 exons.